Molecule: messenger RNA, 377 nt
Organism: Suillus paluster
Lineage: Eukaryota; Fungi; Basidiomycota; Agaricomycetes; Boletales; Suillaceae
Exons: 5
Coding region: 92-292 (66 amino acids)
Source: RefSeq, a predicted model, not a curated record
GUUCGGCAAACACCGUUCGGACUCCGCCGUAUUUCCUCCCUCAUUCAACGUCGUACCCGACAAAAUACAAUCCAACCUCCAACUAACUACCAUGAUUGACGCUGUGGUCUUUCGCCCAAACCACGUUCCUGAGAGGCAGCGGGCUUACCAGGCUUCACACUCGCCCGUUUACUAUCGUCCACCCCGUUCAAGACUGUAUCUUGGUACCUACUUCACUCUCUUCGGCGUGGGUAUGUGUGGAACCGUGUAUGGCAUCUACCAGCUUACCAUGGGCAAGCCGGUCAGGAAUUAGUCUCACGGAUAGAUGCUCUAUUCUUUCCCGACAGGAAAAUGCUUGUUAGCUAGAUUCAUAAUAUAAGCAUCCGCUUUCCAAGAAG